Molecule: messenger RNA, 1126 nt
Organism: Uranotaenia lowii
Lineage: Eukaryota; Metazoa; Arthropoda; Insecta; Diptera; Culicidae
Product: innexin unc-7-like
Exons: 5
Cellular component (GO): plasma membrane; gap junction
Molecular function (GO): gap junction channel activity
Source: RefSeq, a predicted model, not a curated record
UUAUUACAGAUCCUGACUGCAACAUGAUGGGCCGAAAAGCGUUGAAACGUGCGAUCAGUAUAUAGUGGCAUGAUACGUUAUGGCGUUAAAACGCGUUAAACCCAUACUAAGGCUGGAUGGAAAUAACAACGGGAAGUACAAUGGUGAGCAGCGAAACAAAAAAAGAAAAGAAAAAAAUCAUAAAGUCCGUGAUGCAUACAUUCGACAUUCGAUGGAUAAACACGAAAAACCGGAUAUAAUGAGCGAGGUAAAGAGGCACACAAUGGCCAAACCAUACUAAGUUGUGCAAGUUAUGGGGAAUCCGACAAAAUACAGUUUGGCAUGUAAAUAUUUCAAACAAUAUCGAGUGGCAACCGAAAGAACAAAUCUGAUAAGAACUUUACCUUAAAUGUUAAGUGAUUCAGAGAGCCGGACAGGGUUGAAAUCGUUUCGGAGUGCCUCAAUAGUGAAUUCAAUAAUUGACUCUGGUGGAUCAAUCAAUUUCCAUCCGUUGAACCCUAGUGUGGAAUUUGAGCUUGAAUCGUCGGAUACUCCUGGAAAAAGGAGUAUUUAUGAUUCCGGUCAUCUAACACACAUGGGAAGAGCAGCAUCUGCUAGGAGUUUAGUCGACACUAGGAGAGGAUUACAACAUAAAAGAUCGUUUUCCAAGAAAGUAAAAACACAGCUGGUUGAAGGAGUGCCAUCCUAUUUUCGAAAGAAUCAAGGGGGGCCGCAACAGAGAGCCCCCAUUAAUUCACCAUCCAGUAGUAAUAUGGAGUUUUUAAGAGGCGUUUAUGCGUUUAUGCAAGUGAGCAGAUCAUCGGCCAACAAUGUGAAAACCGAUUCUUCUAUUUUUCGACUUCAUACAAACGCAACCGUCAUCCUCCUUGUGACGUUUUCCAUUGCAGUGACCACACGGCAAUACGUUGGAAAUCCAAUAGACUGCGUACAUACACGUGAUAUACCGGAAGACGUUCUAAACACCUAUUGCUGGAUCCAUUCGACAUACACUGUUGUGGACGCGUUCAUGAAAAAACAAGGGCAAGAAGUACCAUUUCCCGGAGUCGAUAAUUCACAAAGAAGUGGAACGCUUACGAUAAGGCAUACCAAAUAUUAUCAAUGGGUAGCAUUCACAUUAUUUUUUCAG